AUGUGUUAUUGACGUAUGCACCAAUAGAUGAAAAAUAGGAAAAAUAUUAUAAAUGUAAAUAUCUACUUCUGUCUAAAAAUACAAUAACAAACAUGAUCGACAUCAAACAUUCAGACAUGUAACAAAAAUAAAACCCUUUAAUAAAAACGGAACUUAGGAUCAAUUCAAAUGAAACAAUGAUGUUUUUUUACAUAUCAGCAAGAAAAGCAUGCCAACCCGUGAUCGUUCAGAAUUCUUCCCGUGUCCUCUGGUAUGUUUAUCGAUACUAUUCAUAGCUAUGACCGCCGCUGUCUGUGCAUCGUGUAUGUUUGGACAAUGUCACAAUCCUAGAAGGGUCUCAAUGACACAAGGAGGGAUACUACAUAAUCGCACCCAUGUUUGCCCUAUGUGUAACGUCUACAACACAUUAAUGCACGUCUAUCAGCGCAUGUUUUGCGAUGAAAAUACUAAUCUACAAUCACCAAGAGUGUCCAUUGACGUGAGAGACCGUCGAGAAUCACGGAACGAAGUAUACACAAAAAGACCGUCUGGAGAGAUUCAUUCAUUAAAAUCACCUCAUGAUAUUAGGGAACGGAUACCAUCCCACCAAGAUUUUUUAGAAAGGAAGCCGAGUGUACAAUUUGAAGAGAGAAGAUCAAAUCCAACAAAUACUAUGGACAGUAAAAUAUCCCCUAGAAACAUUGCACAAAAAAUAACGCCAAUAGAAACAAUAAAUAAAAAAGAAACAUCUCCACCUUCAAGAGAAUCGCCUCCGCCUCCCAUUGCUGUUUCAGAGAAAAAAUCGUCUCAGGAAAUUAAAGAAAAACCAGCAAAAGAACCGAAGUCGAAAAUGUUUAAAAAAGGAAAGGAUCAAAGUAAAACAAAAACGGACAAGGGUCGUGGCUUUGGGCUUUUUAAAAGGAAAUCUCCAACGAUCGCGAACAAUUGUGAAAAAUGUAAUGAAAAAAACGAAAUUUGUGUUGAUAGUUGCCCAAAACCACCAAGUAUGACUUCAGUGAAGACAGAGUCGCGCGGAUCGAAAAAGAAAUAGUAUAUCCUACUAAAAUAAUCCUAAAACUUUAAAUUGUGAUUUUGACAAAUAAAUACGCCACGAACCCAAUGGUCUGAAUAGAAACAUUGCAUGUGGUAACAUAAUCAUAUGAGAUGAUUUUAGUCUUUUGCAAUCAUGUAUCUAGAAAUAAUAAA
Messenger RNA from Plodia interpunctella (Indianmeal moth), 1185 nucleotides. RefSeq lists its product as uncharacterized. NCBI's taxonomy places the organism in Eukaryota, Metazoa, Arthropoda, Insecta, Lepidoptera, Pyralidae. The transcript has 5 exons. The coding region runs from base 209 to 1030 and encodes 273 amino acids. The record is from RefSeq and is a predicted model, not a curated record.